Fusarium sp. VM40 is the source of this 1689-nucleotide messenger RNA. The record is from the annotation of a GenBank genome assembly. NCBI's taxonomy places the organism in Eukaryota, Fungi, Ascomycota, Sordariomycetes, Hypocreales, Nectriaceae.
AUGUUCUUGGUAGAGGGAAACGGAAAAGCAAUUCUAUACACUGGCGACAUACGGGGUGAACCAUGGUUUGUCAAUACUAUAUCUCGAAACCCCAACCUUGUCGAAUAUACGUCAGGCCUUAAGACACUUGACAAAAUCUAUCUCGAUACAUCUUUCACUGAAGAUGUCCCGUUUCAGACAAAAGCUCAAGGCAUAGCUGAGCUGCUGCGAAAAGUUUCCAAGUACCCGGAUGACACCGUCUUUCACCUCCAAGCCUGGACGUAUGGAUAUGAGGAUGUUUGGGUUGCGUUAUCCAAGGCCCUUAAGUCUAAAAUCCACGUGGACGAUUACAAACUUCGCAUUUACGGCUCUCUCAAGUCAAAUGCCCCUGAUUCACGGUUUAAUGUAGACGUCCAUCUUACCCCCGAGUCGCCGGCUUUAAUUGGCCACAUGUGCGGUAACACGCCGCAUCCAGGGUGUUUAACGUCAGAAGUCAAUGUUCGCUUGCACAGUUGCGAGAAGGGAAACAUGUGUGAACUGGCGCAAAAACCCACGACUGUGUCCAUCCAGCCUAUAAUUGCUCACCUAGCUACAGGAGAGGACUUGGCUGACGUUGGGGUCGGAGGUGGCGGAGACGACCUCCAACGGGAAGCCGAGUUGGAAUAUUUGGAUCAAGCCAGCUUGGCAGCUUUAUUCAAUAUGUCCCUCUCCUCCUCGACAUCUUCGACCGAUAGGUCAGAUGUGCUCCAAGAACUCCUGGAACAAAUUGCCUCAACAGGUCGAAAUAUACCAUUGGAUUGGGAUGUUGAGACUCUGAGCGCGCAUUCGGCCGAUGAAAUCAUUAUUAUGCUUGUUGAAAGGCUGAGGAAGAGUGCCAAGAACAAGCAGCUUGGGGAUGAGAUCGACCUGCCGAAGACCAUCCAUUUUCCUUAUUCGCGACAUUCUUCAUUGCCAGAGCUGCGUCACCUUGUGAAGGUUUUCCAGCCUAAAGAUGUAUGGCCAUGCACUGUCAGUCCGGUUGAAUGGUUGAGAAAUGGAGUUACCAUCGGGUCUAUGUUUGGGCGACUCUGUUCUGGCGAAACAUUUGAACACGAUCUCGUUAUGCAAAGGUUGGCCGCUAAGCACGCAUCGAGCAUUGAGCAUCAACAACAUGGUAGUCAAACAACAGUCGACUCGAACCCUGUACCAAGUUCGCCAGUCCAUGAAUCACAGGAUACACAGCAGCAAAGGCCUUGCCACACAGAACGCAGGUUUGUGAGCCCUCUACCGGAUACUCAAGCGAGUGGCCUGUAUGGAGGUUCUGCACUUGAACCAGAGCAUAUGCCCAAAGAUCUAGAAGCUCCAUCUGCAGACACCUCCGUUAACCAGUCGAUCGAAUCUCCCGAGACCGAACAAGGAAUGGGCGUUCAACAGGGUCUCGGCUCGCGCUCAGAGGCACAAACCGAGAAAUUAUGCGAUAGGCCAGCACCUGGCUAUUCUCUCCGCAAACGCACUUUCUCCAACGUAUCCAGCGAAGAAGUCGAAAGGAGCGAGCCCGGGAUGGUAGGCUCAACUAAAAAGUUGUUCAGCUCAAACCAACUAGAGGACUACUCCCUUGUUCGUCAAGAUGCAUACCGGCAGAUGGUCCAGAACAUGACUGAGGAUACUUGGGUCCCUCUCCGGCUUAUAUCUACGAGUGAUGAGUAUACAGCGGAAGAAAAAGAGCUGUGA